Lagenorhynchus albirostris (white-beaked dolphin) is the source of this 2819-nucleotide messenger RNA. It is a transcript of the gene ZNF329, whose product is annotated as zinc finger protein 329. Bases 221 to 1837 code for a protein of 538 amino acids. Gene Ontology annotation, molecular function: DNA-binding transcription factor activity, RNA polymerase II-specific; RNA polymerase II cis-regulatory region sequence-specific DNA binding. Lineage: Eukaryota; Metazoa; Chordata; Mammalia; Artiodactyla; Delphinidae. The record is from RefSeq and is a predicted model, not a curated record. The transcript has 3 exons. Gene Ontology annotation, biological process: regulation of DNA-templated transcription.
CGCGCAUUUGUACCGAACAUGGCCGCGGCAGCUCCCGCCGCUGCCGCAGGUGCGGCCGGCCAGCCUCCGAGAUGGCAAGAACCAUGCAGAUGGGGUCAGUCAUCUGAGGUCUGGCAACCAUUGAUGUCAAACAUCCAGUCAUUGGGCUUAAGUGGAUCCCUCUGCAGGGUCAUAGAGACUGGGUAUAAAGCCGUUCAGAGCCUGGGACAGAAGAUUGAAAAUGACAGCUGAGAACAUUCCUGAGGAAGAACUGUCCUGUGACAUGGAGGUGGAAGGAUUUACACGAGAGGGUCCUCAUUUCUCCAUUCUAGGUAACAGUUGGGACUGUGAGAACCAGGAGGGACAUUUGAGGCAAUCAGCUUUAACUCAGGAGGAACCAGGAGCUCAGGAAGCAAUUCGUGAAUAUCCCGGAUUUGGGGAGCAUUUGAGCGUGAGCCCAGACCUUCCACGACGUCAGAGAGUUUCCACAAGAAAUGGUUUCCAUGUACGUGGCUCAGGUGUUAAAAGCCUGGAUUGUGACCCAACUUUACACAAUUGUCAGAAAAGUUACGUAGCUAAGAGAACGGGUGACAGUGACACCUGUGGGAAAGCCUUCAACCAUUCCAUAGAAGUUAUUCAAUUUGGAAGAACUCAAACUAGAGAGAAACCCUAUAAAUACCCUGAAAGUGUUAAGUCUUUCAACCAUUUUACCCCUCUUGUUGAACAAAAAAUAAUGAAAAGAGGGAAGAAACUGUAUGAAGGUAAGGACUUUGGGGACAUCUUUACCCUGAGUUCAUCUCUUAAUGAAAACAGGAGGAACAGCCCUGGAGAAAAACUGUACACAUGUACUGAAUGUGGCAAGUGCUUCAAACGGAACUCUUCUCUUGUUUUGCAUCACCGAACUCACACUGGAGAGAAACCUUAUACCUGUAAUGAGUGUGGAAAAUCCUUCUCCAAGAACUAUAACCUAAUUGUGCAUCAAAGAAUCCAUACAGGAGAGAAGCCCUAUAAAUGCAGUAAAUGCGGGAAAGCCUUCAGUGAUGGGUCAGCUCUGACGCAACACCAGAGAAUUCACACUGGGGAGAAACCUUAUGAAUGUCUAGAAUGUGGGAAAACCUUCAACCGAAAUUCGUCCCUCAUUCUGCAUCAAAGAACUCAUACAGGGGAAAAACCAUAUAGAUGUAAUGAGUGUGGGAAGCCUUUCACCGACAUCUCCCACCUCACUGUGCAUCUCAGAAUCCACACUGGGGAGAAGCCUUAUGAAUGUAGCAAAUGUGGAAAGGCCUUCCGAGAUGGCUCAUACCUCACCCAGCACGAGAGGACUCACACUGGAGAGAAGCCCUUUGAAUGUGUGGAAUGCGGGAAAUCCUUCAACCGUAACUCUCACCUCAUUGUGCAUCAGAAAAUCCAUUCUGGGGAGAAACCCUAUGAAUGUAAAGAAUGUGGGAAAACUUUCAUUGAGAGUGCUUACCUCAUCAGGCACCAGAGGAUUCAUACUGGUGAGAAGCCCUAUGGCUGUGAUCAGUGUCAGAAACUUUUCAGGAACAUCGCUGGCCUCAUACGUCACCAGAGGACUCAUACUGGCGAGAAGCCCUAUGAGUGUAAUCAGUGUGGUAAAGCUUUCAGGGACAGCUCCUGUCUGACCAAACACCAGAGAAUUCACACUAAGGAGACCCCGUACCAGUGUCCAGAUUGUGGAAAGUCCUUCAAGCAGAACUCUCACCUGGCAGUACAUCAGAGGCUCCACAGCAGGGAGGGUCCCAGUCAUUGUCCUCAGUGUGGGAAAACAUUCAGAAGGAGCUCUUCCCUCAUCCGACACCAAAGAUCACACCCUGGAGAACAACCCAUGGAUAUUUAAUGAACGUGGGCCACACUCAUCUUCCGACUGGCUCUCAAAAACCUAUGUGAGAGAGAAGUGUCUUCAGGGGUGGCUCCUCCCUGUCAGUGGAAAAGACUGCUCUGAGCUGUCCAGUGGACCGGUGGAUGUGAGACAUUCCUCAGCCAUCCUGUUAAGUCUAUACAUUAGGGAACUCUUGCAGAGGAUACAGGAUGGUAGUAAAUGUGGCAAAGGCUUCAGGGAUGAUUCAGCCUGUACCAAACAUGAUAGUGCAUACACUGGAAUAAAACCUGAGAAAGUCAGGUAGAUACUUCCCUGGAGAACUCACCUACCCGUACAUCCGAGUCCUUAAACUGGAAAGAGCCUGUGUAAUCAGGAAGAGGAAUCCUUUAAGAGGGAGUGUCUGCCUUACUGUUCGUAAGCAAACUCUUACUGGAAUCCAGCGAGGGAAGCUGUCGGCAGGAGCCCUUGCUGUCUUAGCUGUGUCAGCAAAGCCAUGCUGGUGAGAAACCCCACACAGUGCUCCAACUCACAGCAACCACAGAAUUACAGCGGAUUGACAUUUGAAUGUAUUUCCGCGUUACAUUCCUGCCAGGUGCUGAGGACUCGUUUCAGCAGGGGCACCUGGGUGAGGAAGUCGCUUGUGAAUGAACAGUGAUGUUAUUCCUCUUAAUAUGGAGACCAAAGCAGGUUCUCCUAAGAAGGAAAGGGCUGCUGCUGAGAAAUAUGAUGCGUUGCUUUAGUUGUUGAGACAAACAAACAGAGAAACACUGAGUUGUUAUGUUUACAUUGUCACCCCUCAUUGUUCAUUUGGGACACUUGUGAUUUGUUCCAUGCAACCAUGCCAAACCAUGAUGAUAAAGGUUUUGUUGCCAUAUUGAAAACGCUUAUAAUAUGGCCGGCAACCAAAAGCAUAAAAUAGAAAAUUUGCCAUGUAAAGUGUGCACACAUACGGAUGUAGGUUGGGAGUUGAUCAUAGAGAAAUAAACAUGGGGUCUCCUAA